UAUAGAUCGUUCGCUUUAUUUUUUACGACUCUGUUAUCAAAUAUCAAUACCGACAGAAACAUAGGUUUUGUGAUUAUACUUUUGUUUAUAAGGUCUUUUCUGUAUGAUGUUAUCAAUCUCUAAAGGGGUUGUUCUGGCUUAUUUUGCAGAUUCUACAUGCACUCAAAGCACAUUCAAACUAUCCACAUUUGUACGUCCCUUUUCUUGAGUAUGCUAGAAAAGCUAGUGACGGUUGUUCGCUGAAUAACCCCACUUUUGUGCGAAAAUCACCUCACAAGACCCAUCAACCUCUCAGGGCCUGUCUCGGCUGACGGGGCUCAGGGAGGCGACUUUUGGUCUUUGACGCCAAAGGUCGGAUUUUCGCUCUUUUUGGCGGUGGCCUUCCUUUUUGAAAACGAAAGUAGCAAGCUGCAGAGAUGACGAAGUGAGCUCGAAAAAAGUACUAAUUGAAAUGCAUCUCACCAACGUUUUAGUCGGCAACGCGGAAGUCUGAGUCCCGCUUCGUCCCAUUACAACAGCGUCGAUUCAUAGCGAACAAAGCAAGGCAAGAGAAGUCUAGGGCUUUUAGAAGAUGGACGAAUCAGAUAACAGAUAGGAUGAGUAGCUUGGCCUUCAUGCCUAGUUCGCUGAUGGUAAUUCAGACGUCUCGCUUUCACACAAGUUCGGCAUGUCGGAAUAAAAAAGAUUACUAUGAAAUUUUGGGUCUUAGUCGAAAUGCCUCUAAAGAUGAGAUUAAGAAGGCAUACAGAAAGUUAGCGAUGAAAUACCAUCCGGAUAGAAACUCCGAUCCCUCUUCUCAGGAAAAGUUUAAGCUUAUAUCAGAGGCCUAUUCCGUGCUAAGCGAUGAUAAAAAACGCCAAAUCUAUAACCAAUUUGGCGAAGAGGGAGUGAGUGGAUUUGGCUCUGCCGGCCCGAUGGGCGGCAUGUCACCUGAAGAGAUAUUUGCCCAGAUGUUCGGUGGAGGCUUUCCAGGCGCUGAAAAUCCAUUUGUAAAUUUUUCCUCCGAGGAAAAAUUUACACAAGACAUCGAUCAUGUUGUCUCGGUCAGUCUAGAGGAUUUAUAUAAUGGAAAGGACAUAACCAUCGAGCACGUUCGAAAAGUUAUAUGCGGCACUUGCAACGGAAAGGGUGCAAAACCACCAUACAGCCCCCAAGUUUGCAGUGUUUGCAAUGGCACUGGACAGCGGGUAACAACGAGGCAUCUGGGUGGUAUGUAUCAACAGACAAUCAACCAAUGUAAUGCCUGCUACGGAAAAGGUGAAACCAUCCCUUCUUCUCACUUGUGCACCGAAUGCGGCGGCUCCAAAAUUGUCAGUAGGGUUGUCAGGAAGUCUAUUAAUAUUCCGAGAGGCUCGCGUUCCGGCGAAGCAAUUGUGUAUCCAGGAGAAAGCCAUCAAGUGCCAGGUGCAAAAUCUGGAGACCUUCGCAUAUGGAUAGAGGCCAAGCCCCAUCCUGUGUUUAAGAGACUAAAAAAUGAUGGCCUGCUUGUUGAGCACACGCUUCCUUUGACCAAUGCGCUCUCCGGAUACGAAUUCGGUAUCAAGACCUUAGAUGGAAGGCAGCUUAUAUUAAGGGAAGUGAGUGGAUCAGGUAAAGUCAUUAAGCCAGGGACUAUUAAGAUGAUUCCAGGAGAGGGCAUGCCGUCCCGGAAAACGGGAUAUAGUGGUAAUUUAUACGUUCGGUUUAACGUAGAAUUUCCAGAUGCCUAUAUGUUACCGUCUGAAAGUGUCAAAAGCUUAAGCACAUUGCUAAAACAAGUCAGUUUCGUACCGAAAGCGGAAAAGUUAACCGACCUUCCUCCAGGUGCCACUCUGGCAAGAGUUGUAGAGGCGCCUCCUGGCGUUGUGCUAGAGGAAGAGGUUUCAGACAUACCAAAUUCCGGAAAGCGCAGGCGGUCAAGAACCUCGCAUUCUAGUCAAGAACAACAGUGCACUCAAAUGUAGAGUGUACAAAGUACGUGUUGAUAGUGUCGAAUCAGUCACUCUAUUCAAGGUGUCUCUAGAAAAUCUAUUCUUGGCAUUGAUGCCAAAUUUUGUGCUAAAAGCUAAAUGCGGUAUCUUCAUCAGUAUUCUAUUUCUACAAGCGAUUUGUGCGCCAUCAAAAAUUAAAUUCUCCUUUACGUAGAUGUAGAAAUGUGAAACGUCGACGAGCCAUACGACAAGGCAAUCUCUGUUUUUGUAUUAGUUUGUUUUCACGGCUAAGGUGUCAUGUAACACAAGGCAUGACGAUGGUUUUGUGACGCGAGUGCAUUGCAUCAAACAGCCCUUUGCGACAGCUGAAAAAAGAGGCAUGCGAUUAAAACAUGCUGUUUCUUCUAGUUGGAGGGUAGCAGAA
Schistocerca gregaria is the source of this 2334-nucleotide messenger RNA. RefSeq lists its product as uncharacterized. Lineage: Eukaryota; Metazoa; Arthropoda; Insecta; Orthoptera; Acrididae. The transcript has a single exon. The record is from RefSeq and is a predicted model, not a curated record. Gene Ontology annotation, biological process: protein refolding; response to heat. Bases 597 to 1943 code for a protein of 448 amino acids. Gene Ontology annotation, cellular component: cytoplasm; cytosol. Gene Ontology annotation, molecular function: ATP binding; Hsp70 protein binding.